UUUUACCCCAGCGAUCUGCAGAAUUGCAGAAGGCCUCCCCCGCGAGACCCCGCCCUCUCUCUGAGUGUGUGAAAAUGGAGGCAAACGCCGGCUGGGACAGCUGGGUUGAAGAAGCGCUCUCAAAACUAGAGGCCCUUAAAAUCUUGCGUUCUCUCAGACCCAUUUACCUCCCAAACUCACAAUUGAACUCCUCAAAUUCCUGUGAAAAUUUCGAGUUUUUCAGUGGCCCACACAAGUGGGACAGAAGUUCGGUUGAAGUAAUCAUUUCAGAAGCUACAUUCCAGAAAUGGCUCCAUGACAUCCCCAGUUUAGGGGAUGACGGCUGUAUGAAUGGCGAUGAAGGUGCUGAUAAUGAAUCAGCAGCAAGUUCUGGAAAGUUCAGAAAGUUGCUUGUCUUUUCAGGGAAUGAUUACUUGGGAUUGAGUUCACACCCUACGGUUAACAAAGCUGCUAUAGAGGCAGCCAGGGAACAUGGAAUGGGACCUAGAGGUUCUGCUUUAAUAUGUGGAUACACUAACUACCACAGAUUACUAGAGUCUUCCUUGGCAGACUUAAAAAGGAAAGAGGAUUGCCUUCUUUGUCCGACAGGCCUUUCAGCCAACAUGGCCUUUAUUACAGCAGUAGGAAAUGUUGGCUCACUGUUAGCUGGUGGUAAACCUUCGAGGAAUGAAAGAAUUGCCAUAUUUUCUGAUGCACUGAACCAUGCCUCAAUUAUUGACGGUAUUCGUCUUGCUGAAAAACAAGGAAACGCAGUGGCUUUUGUAUACAAGCACUGUGAUAUGUUCCACCUUGAUGCGUUACUAUCAAAGUGCCCAAUGAAGAAAAGGGUUGUUGUAACUGAUAGCCUUUUUAGCAUGGAUGGAGACUUUGCACCAAUGACCGAGCUUGUUAAACUCCGUAAGAAGCAUAGGUUUUUGUUGGUGAUUGAUGAUGCUCAUGCAACAUUUGUUUGCGGAAAAACUGGCGGAGGUGCGGCUGAGAAAUUCAAAUGUGAAACUGAUGUUGACAUAUGCAUAGGCACGCUAAGUAAGGCUGCAGGUUGCCAUGGUGGAUUCAUAGCAUGCAGCAAGAAGUGGAAGCUGCUUAUUCAAUCACGGGGACGUUCUUUUAUAUUUUCAACUUCAACACCAGUGCCUGUUGUUGCAGCAGCUCAUGCUGCUGUCAGCGUGGCAAAGGAGGAGAGAUGGCGUAGAAUCGCUAUCUGGAAGCGAGUGAGAGACUUCCAAGCUUUGACAGGAAUCCCUGUCACAAGUCCUAUAAUUUCACUUGUUGUGGGCAGUGAAGGGAAGGCCCUACAAGCUAGCCGGCACCUUUUGAAAUUAGGUUUUCACAUAACUGCAAUCAGGCCGCCAACAGUGCCACCAAACUCCUGCAGGUUAAGGAUAACUCUGAGCGCAGUACACACAUUGGAUGAUUUGAGAAAGCUCACAGAUGCAUUGUCUCAAUGCAUCAAUUUUCAGGAAAUCGAAUGCUUAUGCACAACCCUUGACUCCAAACUUUAGCAUUAUCUAUAUAUUCUUCCAUCAAUCUUGGAGUCUCUUCAGAUGUCUUUAUGCAUUCUAAAUGUACUACAUAUCAUUUUAUAGUAUAUCUAACACAGUGAAACUCAUUGCCUUUUGAGCAUCAACGAAGUCCUCAACGAGGACUGAGGCAAUUUAUGAUGAAUCACAUUUAUAUUCGUUGAAUUUAAGAACCGAAGUAGAAGGCACUUUGAGCUCAUGUUGGUUAUAGUUCUGUAGUUCAGUUUCAGUGGUUGGCAAAGCAAUGUCAUGCAUUUUCAGGCUGAUGAAUCAUGGAGAUAUCUUUUUAAUUGCUUGCACUAUAUUUUUCUACAGCAAUAGGUUAUUUGAAAGUCUUGUAUUAGGUCAUUCGUAUUAAAUUGGCUAAUUUGUCAAAUGAGCCUUCUUAAAAUGAUCAUAAUGAAAGGUGUCCCUUUGUUAA
Messenger RNA from Olea europaea var. sylvestris, 1941 nucleotides. Its product is annotated as 8-amino-7-oxononanoate synthase. The coding region runs from base 75 to 1502 and encodes 475 amino acids. The record is from RefSeq and is a predicted model, not a curated record. The transcript is spliced from 11 exons. Gene Ontology annotation, molecular function: pyridoxal phosphate binding. Gene Ontology annotation, biological process: biosynthetic process. NCBI's taxonomy places the organism in Eukaryota, Viridiplantae, Streptophyta, Magnoliopsida, Lamiales, Oleaceae.